This is a messenger RNA of Oncorhynchus tshawytscha (Chinook salmon), 782 nucleotides long. Its product is annotated as aldehyde oxidase 1-like. The record is from RefSeq and is a predicted model, not a curated record. The coding region runs from base 140 to 505 and encodes 121 amino acids. The transcript is spliced from 3 exons. Gene Ontology annotation, molecular function: iron ion binding; oxidoreductase activity. NCBI's taxonomy places the organism in Eukaryota, Metazoa, Chordata, Actinopteri, Salmoniformes, Salmonidae.
GGUAAUGUUUUGGUCCUAAGCUCUCGUUUUAGGAGAGCAAACUGAACGACAAUUUAUAGCUAAUGCUAUCUGGCUAUGGGAUACUCCUCUUUCAAGUAAAGGGUUCUUUGUGAACUGUUCCUGAGAUCUGUGUUUCGUCAUGUGUAAGUGUGGUGGCUAUCUGCACCCUGUCCAGUCUGAAGGAGGAGAUGGAGAGGGCUGUGAGGGAGAUGGAGGCAGAGAGAACCAAGGGGUACCAGGCCCUGCUUCAGACCCUGCAGUGUCUAGCAAGUGGGAGUUUGUGGCCGCCUUCCGUCAGGCCCAGAGGAGGGAGUUUGCCUACUCCAUAGUCAACGCUGGGAUGAAGGUGGUCUUCAGGGAGGGCACGAACAUAGUAGAGUCCCUCAACAUCUACUUCGGAGGAGUAGGACCCACACUGGUCAAUGUUGGACGCACAUGGCAGAAGACUGACAACAACAUACUUCACAGACAUUGCAGACCUGGGUUCAAAUACAUGUGUAUUUGAUUAUUUAAAUACUUAUUUUCAGUGUAUUUGAGUAUUUUCAAAUAAUGUGGCCCAAAUCAUCUGCAAUUUCCUAUAAAUAGCCUACAAUUUGAACGUUUUUUCAAAUACAAUACCUGGGUUAAAUGCAUGGAGGUGUAUUUCAUUCAGUGUAUUUGAGUUUUUUCAAAUACAUGCCAAUACUUUCAACCUGGACUCCGGGGUAGACGUAGCAUAGUUAAUGUAGUUCUGGAACACUCUAAUUAGUAUGAUAUGUUACGUUUUGUAUGGUAUUUAUUAA